CUGAAGCCAAAGAUCGUCUAUAAUCGUUAAGCUGUUUUACGCGUUAGCCAUUGAAUCUGUCGUUUAGUCGCCAAUUGUAAAUAUUUUAUGCUAAUAAUGUUAUAUUUCUAAUUAUUUUAGGUGCGGGAUCACCUUAUAAAGUCCCACACCAAUGUUUAUUUUAUAGCACGGUUGUCAAAUAACUUACUAAUAAGACUUAAGCAACGAGGAGGACAUCGUCCAUCUAAAAAGCGUUUCACUUCCGCUUUUACUGGUUUCAAGCCUCCAUAUUGCUAUUCCAACGACAACAAAAGAGCAGGCCGUGUUAAACCCCACCAUUCUCCAUAAGUAACGACACUUUUGGGAAAUUACGAACUUAGCCAGGUACCACCAAGAUGGCUAUGGUGAAGAGUGGCUGGCUCCAUAGGCAAAGCACCAUACUGCGCCGCUGGAAGAAGAACUGGUUUGACUUAUGGGCUGAUGGCCGUCUCGUCUUCUACAACGACCAGCAGCGGAGGGACAUGGAGGAUGACAUCCACAUGAGGGUGGACUGCAUUAACAUCCGCAGUUCAAAUGCAUGUCAAGAGCUGAACCCUCCAGAGGGGAAGACACGUGAUGCUUUGCUUCAGAUAGUCUGCAGAGAUGGCCGGGUCAUCAGCCUUUGUGCUGACAGCGCAGAUGAUGCCCUGGCAUGGACCAUGGCACUGCAGGAUGCGAGAGUUAAUGCGAUGGUUGCAACACCUCAGGUGGGCUUUACUCCAGAAGUGAUGGCCUCCUCUCCUCCCCCUUACUCUGAAUACGCUCCCCCACCACCGUUCUAUGCUCCGGGUCAGUAUGGAGAGUACGUCGCAUCGAGCCCGCAAGCAACGCAGAUCAUGUACGCGGCUGACGGUCAGCCCUACGCCGUCGCCUACCCUUAUCAGUACCAAGGUGGCUACCCUUCUGCCGGAGUCAACCAUGUGGUGAUUCAGGAGCGCCAGCGCGAUAACGGCGGCGACAUGGCCAUGGGCAUGCUGGCGGGUGCAGCCACUGGUCUGGCGCUGGGGUCGCUCUUCUCUGUCUUCUAAGUGUGUGUGUGUGUUCUUGUACAUCUAUCUACUACAGCAACAGCACACCCACCCUACACACCUUUUAUUCAGAAAACAAAGUCCUCUCUGUGAAGCAUGGCAGGAUGGUGACACACUUUCCAUGUAUCCUAAAAUAUUCAACUUGAGCACUUUCUCCAAAGCCUUGUGUGGCAAAUAAUAUAUUUACUUUAAGAAUAACAUGUGAAUGACAUUUUGUGCACAUGCCUUCAUCUUAAAGCCAUAUAAUUUUUUAUUUGACAGUAUUUUGUUAAUGUGUCUCACAACUAUACUCCCCAAUUGUGCUUUCAUCCAAAGACGGAAAAAAAAAUCCAAAAUAAGAUGCCUAGUAGCAUACCUAGUGGUGUCUACAUUCAUGCAUGUCUUGUUUUUUUUUUGCGUGUCAUAAGGUCUUCAGUUUCACAGGCUAUUAGAUGCAAAGACAUCAGGUCAGGACGUCAAUGCAGCAAUAAUUUCCAUUAUUAGUGUAGCAUUUUACUUGAUGAGAAAGUCUCUGAAUGUGAAAAAAGGGAUGUCACGCUUGUUAAGCGAGGCAUGCAAAUAUGUGUUUGGUUUUACAUUGGCAGCUGCUAAAUGGUAGCUUUUGUUUCAUUUCAUGCUGGUUCCUGUGGAGAUCCAGUUAGAUUUCUUUUCCUGCUGAUAUUCAUAUCCUCUGACUUAAUUUAUACCAUUUCAAAUUGUUGUAACUCCUCAGAAGGAAACAUUGUUACCUGCUUUCUUAACAAAUAUUGCUUAUUAAUAGCACUAAUAAUAGAAAUGUGUUAAACUAAAGGAUGUUAUUUCCAAAAAGUAUGAUGUUGUCAAGCUAAACGUACUAGUUAAUUAAUAUUGAUAUAAAAUGUAAUGCUUUUAGCCGAGAGAUGUAUUUUAACAAUUAAAUGUAUUCACAAUAUGAUGAAUGAUUCUGCACGUGUGUUAUUUUAUUUUUGAGACUGCUGUUCACAGAACACAUCACAUAGGACACAACAAAAGUCCAAGUGUUAAAUUACAUAUAUUAGACAACUUUUGGAUGCAAGAAUAUUUGACUAUGCUGGCUGGGCCCAGUUUGUUUUAAAUCUAGCACUCUACAAACAGAAAAUACAGUAUGCUGUGUAAGAUUCAGUGUUAUGGCACAUUUCCGGCAUCUCUUGGUCGAUUGGUAUCACAUGAGAAAGAACCUAGCUCAAGAAAAAUAUGAAGGAAAAAAAUGUAAAG
Molecule: messenger RNA, 2258 nt
Organism: Doryrhamphus excisus (bluestripe pipefish)
Lineage: Eukaryota; Metazoa; Chordata; Actinopteri; Syngnathiformes; Syngnathidae
Gene: plekhb2
Product: pleckstrin homology domain containing, family B (evectins) member 2
Biological process (GO): regulation of cell differentiation
Cellular component (GO): membrane
Source: RefSeq, a predicted model, not a curated record